This is a messenger RNA of Musa acuminata AAA Group (dessert banana), 3126 nucleotides long. RefSeq lists its product as uncharacterized. Lineage: Eukaryota; Viridiplantae; Streptophyta; Magnoliopsida; Zingiberales; Musaceae. The record is from RefSeq and is a predicted model, not a curated record. The transcript is spliced from 16 exons. The coding region runs from base 338 to 2839 and encodes 833 amino acids.
CGGUCGUGGCUCGCUUUGAUUGGUGGCCCCAUAACCCAUCUCCUUCCCUCCUCCCUCGCGGCAUUGCGAGAAUCCGCUGCCCCCUUUCCCGGUCCUCUUUUAGCCCUCCCGUUCACGUCCAAAACCCUAAUUUCCUCCGCGGAUAAGAGGAACGAGACCCCAAUUCGCAUCCGGAUCGUUGCAUUUGCCUAUCCCAUCCAAGUUUUCGAUCCAUUGUCUCGCCUCUUGGUCGGAUUCACGGUGGCAGGGGAACGAACCGGUCAAUUCGGAUGUGAAUCAGGUCGUUCUUGGCGGUGAGGAUGCGAAUCCUGAGCCCGAUCAGGAUCUCCAAUAAUCUAUGCCUCCGCGGAUGAGAUGCCUCACCGGCUCGAUUCCGAAGAACCCACCCUCUAGGAGAUUGCUUACUCCGAGAUCGCGACGGGUUCAAUUCUUCACGCCGGACAUGCUAGAGACCGUUCACGAGAUCGCCAUUUAUAUUCACCGGUUCCACAACCUCGAUCUAUUCCAGCAAGGAUGGUAUCAGAUAAAGAUAAGCGCAAGAUGGGAAGACGGCAGCCUGGAAUCUUGCGGUACUCCGUCCAGAGUUAUUCAGUAUGAAGUUUUUUGGUGGAUUAACAGCCAUCCCAUGACAGCGUGGAAUUAUCGUGACCCAAAUAAGUGGGUGUUCAGGCAUGGUGCUGCUCCCAAUAUAGUCUCAGAUGAUAUUUUUGCUGUUUGGAGGAUCGAUGAUGCUGAUCAUAGUUUCUUUACCCAUCCAUUCAAAAUCAAAUAUGCUAGACAGGAUGUUCCUCUAUCUAUCAUGGUGUCUUUCAAUUUUGCUACAGGGAAAUAUGAGAGACCAGCAAGUUCUGCGGCAAUACUAAAGUUUGAGCUCAUGUAUGCUCCAAUGUUCGAAAAUGGCAAUGAAAUUCAGGCCUCUAUUGAAAUGUUUCCAACUGCAGUCCAUGAAUUCAGGAUUCCUCCUAAAGCACUACAUGGUCUGCAUUCAUACUGUCCUGUUCAUUUUGAUGCUUUCCAUGCAGUGCUUGUUGAUUUAAGUGUACACAUUGUUUUCCUGAAAUCUGGUACCAGCAUACAAGAGAAGGUAUCAAGUACUUCUCUAAUGGUGGAGAAUAUUGCUGAUGAAUAUUACGGAUCCAAUCAGAUAUUAGGUCAAGGGUGGAGCCCAAAAGCAAUUGAAAUUGUGAAGUCACUGUUUGUUUCACGUGAGAUACUUAUGGAAGAAAUAAGAAACCUAAGCAAAGCAAUUGGACAAAAAAUUGAUGAUUUACAUAAUGCUGACCUCAAUCUUGGUAAAUUUGAGUUUAUUGGUUCUUCAUUGAGAACUGAUUUAUCUACUGCAAACACGGGCAUUUCUGGGUCAAGUAUGGGUGUUGGACACUUAGCUGGCAUGCUACAGAAUAUUCUGGAGAAAUCGAAUGGCACUGUCAAUUUUGAGAAUGAUGUCAUGCUCUACUCUUUGUCCAAGGAAGAACUGCUGGAUGUAUAUUUCACAAUGGGAAACCAACUCUCUUUUUUGUGGAAUACAUUUUUGAACUUCCAUAGGAUAAAUAGAAUUGCAAUACUUGAACAUCUCCAUGGUGUUUGGGCUAUGGAUCGGAAGGCAGAAUGGUCCAUAUGGAUGGUUCAUUCGAAGAUUGAAGUUCCCCACCGGUACUUGAAAAGUGGAGCUGAUGAUUCUUCUCACCAUAAUGCACUUGGAAAAGUAGUAGGUGUGAGGAAGUCCAAUGACGAGCCAGCUCAAGGUGCAACAACACGCGCUGAACUUCACCGGAGAAGUAUUGCCCAGAUGAAAAUAAACAGCCACUCAAUUCAAGACAUGUAUAUUUUUGGUGAUCCUUCACAUGUUCCUGUUGUUCUAGUAGAACAACAUGUCAUUGAUCUUCCUAACAAUUCAUCCUUGCAUAGUCCGGAUCCAAAUGAUGCUGCAAUACCUACUGGCCCUGGUAAAAAUGUUGUACCCAAAUUCAGUUUGGGACCCAAAAGAAAUUGUCGUGUACUACGAGCAGUUGUGUUUGUGCAUGGAUUUCAGGGGCACCAUCUUGAUUUACGACUUGUUCGGAAUCAAUGGCUUUUGAUAGAUCCUGGAGCUGAAUGUCUCAUGUCAGAAGCUAAUGAAGAAAAGACAACAGGAGAUUUUAGAGAAAUGGGUCGAAGGUUGGCUUUGGAAGUGGUUGCCUUCCUUAGGAAGAAAAUGGAUAAGCUUUCAAGAUAUGGAGGCUGUAAAGUCACAAAGCUUAGUUUUGUUGGGCAUUCUAUUGGAAACAUCAUCAUCAGGAGUGCCUUAACAGAGAGUGUAAUGGGACCUUUCUUGAAGCACUUGUAUACAUAUAUGUCAAUAUCAGGGCCACAUUUAGGGUAUUGGUACAGCUCAAACUCUUUGUUCAAUUCAGGAUUGUGGCUUUUGAAGAAACUCAAAGGAGCUCAGUGCAUUAAUCAACUUACUUCUACUGAUGAUCCAGAUCUUCAGAAUACAUUCUUUUACAAGCUCUGUAAGCAGAAGACAUUGGAAAAUUUCAAAAACAUUAUCCUGGUAUCUUCCCCACAGGAUGGUUACGUUCCUUACCAUUCUGCCAGAAUUGAACUGUGCCAGGCAUCGUCUUGGGAUCAGUCAAAGAAAUCUCACAUCUUCAUGGACAUGCUCAACAAUUGCUUGGAUCAAAUCCGUGCUCCUUCAUCUGAACGGAGAGUAUUCAUGCGGUGUGAUGUGAAUUUUGACACAUCUUCUCAAGUGAGGAACUUGAAUACAAUCAUCGGGCGAGCAGCACACAUAGAGUUUCUUGAGACCGACAUAUUUGCAAAGUUCAUCAUGUGGUCCUUUCCAGAAUUCUUCCUUUGACGAGUGCACUUGUGAAACAGCUUUAGCUUCUCGUGUUCGCACUUCUUUGUCAUCCAUUUCUGUUGUCCCCACUAACAUUAGUGCAGCUGCUAAUAUGAAAAGCUAAGAGGUCAUUACGAUGCUCUGGGAGUGAACACAUGGAGCAUCAAGCUGGAAUGAAACACAUAGGAGUCUGUUGUAUAGUAUCUUCAUUCUAAAAUUCAUUUAUUUCAUUCCUUUUUUUUCAUGAAUGUACAUGUAAUCACCUUUCUCAUAUAUAACAUUAUUUAAUCUUUUUUCUCACAGAA